GAAAAAUCGAAAUGAUUAGUAUACUAAAUUGACGACAAACUAGUUAAAUGCUGAUGCUUGUAAAAUAAUGUGCCUGAAGUGGAGUACAGAUUCACCUACGCAUCACAGAGAUGCCACUGAGGGAUCUGCGGCGACUGUGGGGGACGAGGAAGCAGAGUGCGGUGCCCUCGGACAGUGGUGGGGAGGAGGGUGGAGGGGCAGAGGUCAGAGGCCACCUGUGUGCCCUGCCCUUGCUGCAAGUGUGGCCCAGUCAGGACUCACCUAGAGGGGAGGCCGACGGGCAAAGCUUCGUGUUUCCAGCAGAUGAGGCGACGGCUCAUCAAAAUGACUCGGGUAUCGAGUCUGUCCAGGCAAGCCCGUCUCCAGGAGUGCAAUGUGAGCGUCAGGUGGCCCCGGCCUCACCCUCCCCCUCAGUGUCCGCCUCCGUGUCGGGACGUCGCUCCAGCACCUUGCUGCACCCGGACCACGCCCGACUGCUCAUCCGCCGUCCCAGCACUCCAGAGCCCCAGGAGGAACCUCAGAGUCCCUCCUCUCCAAGCACCGCCUCCUCCAUGACCAGUGUGGCUGGCGCGGCCGUCGCCUCCCUGGCGUCGCGACACUCCGACCCGUGGGACCGGCGGAGGCGGAGCUCCACAGUGACCGCGAGGUACUCCCUCCUCGACGCUCUAGACCUAGAGUACGCUCUACUCCGCGCUGCCGCCCGCGGUAGUGUCGGUCCAUACAGCCUUUCCGAGUCUAUACACAAACUGACGUUCACGCAGAGUUUAGCGUUUCCCGCGCUGGCUCGUGGUUUGGCGGGAAAGCGGCGGCCUUCGCAGACACACCCGCCACCUCUCGACCCCUCGGAGUCUGGCCUGAACGCGUUCGCUAAGAUUGUGACGGCGCUGGUGCUGAUGCUUGUGAGUGUGAUGGUGUUCGGAGUGGUGUACAAGUAUGUGAGGACGUGAGGGUUGCUGCUGUCCCCCGCACAGGAGGGACAGCACUACCCCUAUGGACACGGACAGCAGCACAGCAGCUACAGAUAGCAGUCUACUCUACCUCAACCUUACAGUCUACUUGUUCAAAUACUUACAUACAUAUUUGCAAAUAUUUCUGAUUCUCUGGUUAUAAGAUGAUUUAUAAUUUAUACC
This is a messenger RNA of Macrosteles quadrilineatus (aster leafhopper), 1130 nucleotides long. RefSeq lists its product as uncharacterized. The record is from RefSeq and is a predicted model, not a curated record. The coding region runs from base 111 to 947 and encodes 278 amino acids. Lineage: Eukaryota; Metazoa; Arthropoda; Insecta; Hemiptera; Cicadellidae. The transcript has 3 exons.